AUGAUCGUCUAUGGAAAAGCUUGUCACCUUCCCGUAGAGCUAGAGCAUAGAGCGCUUUGGGCAUUAAAAACCGUUAAUCUUGACAUGACCGAAGCCGCUAGGAAGCGGAAGUUAAGAAAAGUGAAGGAAUUUAGCAAAGGUGACAAAGUAGUUCUCUACAACUCAACAUUGAAGUUGUUUGCGGGUAAGUUGAAAUCGAAGUGGUCGGGACCUUAUAUGGGUCACUAUGUGUUUCCGUAUGGAGCGGUGGAGAUCAUGGAUGAGACGGAUGGCCAUAGUUGGAAGGUGAACGGCCAUCGUUUGAAGCACUACAUUGGAGGAGCGAUAAACAAGAACGAGAUGAAGGAAACUCCUCUCGAAAUCCCAUCCAAAGCCGCCAAUUAG
Helianthus annuus (common sunflower) is the source of this 384-nucleotide messenger RNA. RefSeq lists its product as uncharacterized. The coding region runs from base 1 to 384 and encodes 127 amino acids. Lineage: Eukaryota; Viridiplantae; Streptophyta; Magnoliopsida; Asterales; Asteraceae. The record is from RefSeq and is a predicted model, not a curated record. The transcript is spliced from 2 exons.